UACCAUAAAUAGUAAAUUAAUAUAUCUUUUUGUAUAAAAUAUUAUAGAAAUACAGCCAUACUAUGGAGUAUAUUAAAAGCACCAAACACAAUCAUUGACAUUAUCACUUUUUAAAAUAAAAAUGUUUAUUUAAAAAAAAAAAAAAAUCAAACAUUAUCAUAUUUGUUUUCUUAGAAAAAAAAAAAUAAAUUAAAAAAUCCAUAAGAAAGUCGUCUACCUAGAGAAAGAAGCAAACCAUGGAGGGAGGAGGAGGAGAGAGAAGGCCUUUGCUUGAUGAGGAUGAUGGGUCGAAACCCAAUUAUGAGGAUGAAAGCUCAUCAGCAACACCCGUCGUUGUUUUCAGCACUUUGGUUGCUCUAUGUGGCGCUCUCUGUGCUGGUUGCAUUGUUGGAUACUCUUCACCUGCUCAAUCUGGAAUCAUGGAAGACUUGGACAUCUCUGUUAAAGAUUUCUCAGUUUUCGGUUCGAUGGUGACAAUUGGAGGAAUGAUAGGUGGAGUAUUGAAUGGGAAGCUGGCUGAUCUUACAGGUCGUAGAGCUACAAUGUGGUUAUCUGAAGCACUAAGCACUACAGGUUGGCUGGCUAUAGCAUUUGGAAAGAAUGUUAGGUGGCUGGACUUUGGAAGACUGUUACUUGGAUUUGCAGACGGGCUUAUUUGUUACACGGUACCCGUAUACAUUGCUGAAAUAUCUCCCAAGAGUAUUCGUGGAAGAUUUACUUCUGCAUAUCAGUUGUUGCUGUGUUGCGGGAUUUCAUUAAUGUACUUCAUUGGAAAUACUGUUAGCUGGCGCACCCUGGCUCUAAUUGGUGCCAUUCCAUCUCUCUUACAUAUUUUAGGAUUGUUCUUUAUUCCUGAGUCACCUAGAUAUCUGGCGAAAAUUGGUAAAUACAAAGAGCUUGAAACUGCUCUGCAGAGUCUGAGGGGGAGAAAUGCUGAUGUCUCUGAGGAAGUAGCUGAUAUUAGAGAUUACACAGAAGCCUUUCAGCAGCACUCGGAAAGAAUUCUGGACUUGUUCCAAUGGCGAUAUGCACAUGCACUUAUUGCCGGAGUUGGGUUAAUGGUACUGACACAAUUUGGGGGGAACACAGCAAUUCUUUUCUACUCUAGCUCUAUUUUUAGAGAUGCAGGAUUUUCAAGCAGAGUUGGAACUGUAUCAGUGGCCAUUAUACAAAUACCUGCUGUUGCAUUGAGUGUGCUACUGACAGAUAAAUUGGGUAGAAGACCACUUCUAAUGAUUUCAGCAGCAGGAACAUGUUUUAGCAGCUUUCUUCUUGGCUUGUCAUUCUUAUUUCUGGGAGUCCAACAGUUGCAGCAUCUCACUCCUACAUUGGUGUACGUUGCUAUAAUGGGUUUUACUGUAUCAUUUGUAAUGGGGUUGGCAGGACUACCUUGGGUUAUAAUGUCAGAGAUAUUUCCUAUAAAUGUCAAGGGUUCAGCUGGAAGCCUUGUGACUUUGGCAUGUUGGUCAUGUUCUUGGAUAGUUACAUACAACUUCAAUUCCAUGAUGGAGUGGAGCUCCUCAGGAACAUUUUUCAUCUUCGCGGCCAUUGGCGGCAUAACUGUAAUUUUCAUUGCAAAGCUAGUGCCAGAAACUAAAGGGAGAACUUUAGAAGAGAUACAAGCAUCAAUUUCACAUUUUAUUUAGCUGUUGGAAGACAUAACCAUUGGGGCUAGUUCAAGCAUUCAUUAUAAAUAAGAAAACUAAUAAUACUAAGUUAAUACCCAUGUAUUAAAUAUAUUGUACUACUGUAAAUAGUAUACAUAUUUUCCUUAUUGGGAUCCUAAAGUCACCAAUUUAAUAAUAUGUUGUUUUGAUGGUUUGAACCCCUAA
Messenger RNA from Cannabis sativa, 1832 nucleotides. Its product is annotated as sugar transporter ERD6-like 5. Gene Ontology annotation, molecular function: sugar transmembrane transporter activity. The transcript is spliced from 18 exons. Bases 237 to 1646 code for a protein of 469 amino acids. Gene Ontology annotation, biological process: transmembrane transport; carbohydrate transport. The record is from RefSeq and is a predicted model, not a curated record. Gene Ontology annotation, cellular component: membrane. NCBI's taxonomy places the organism in Eukaryota, Viridiplantae, Streptophyta, Magnoliopsida, Rosales, Cannabaceae.